AAAAAUCAAUCAGUGUGCUAUCUCGUCUUUUUUCCACACUUGUGAUUAGUAUCUCCUCCUUUAUCCACAGUUGUGAUUAAAUAUAGUUUUGUGCAACUCUAAUAUGAGAAGUUAAAGGUAGAAAGUGAGACAAAAAGAGGAAAAUAAAAUUACUUUUAUUGAGUUCGUGCUCUCUGUUUGGUGCUCAAGAAUCAAGAAAGAUCCUAAUUAUUAAUUUUAGAAGAGAAUGUCAACAAUGGCUACUUGUAGUGGUUACCUCACAAAUUCUUUUUGUAAAAGGGCAAUACAUGAGAGUAUUUCAGCAUUCUUGAUAAUGUCAGCAAGAUCAUCGAAUCUCAAUUCCUCAAGCAAGGGGAAGAAACAAGUAUUUAGAGAAUUGCGAUAUGCCAUUCCACAAUCUGAGACUGAAUCAACAUGCAAAUCGAAUCUCCAUUGUGAUCGAUUGGAUGAAAAAGUGUUGGAUCAGGAAAAUCGACAUCAGUUCAUGGCACAUGAAGCAGUGCUUGAUGAAGAAUAUUGGAGAGCAGCAUGGCUGCGAGCUGAAUCUCACUGGGAAAAUCGCCAAAAUGAUCGAUUCGUCAAUAACUAUAAAAGGAAAUAUGCAGAGCAGGAGUUUAAUGCCUUGAAAAGAAGAUGCAAAUCACAAAUUGGGCAAAGAUGCACCUGCAUUGUUGCGGUACGGGCAGAAGAUAAAAUUAUCAGACAUACAGUACUUAACAGUGUCGUUGGGACACUAGAUUUAAUCAUCGGGCACUUGUCAAGUGGAGAGUCUUUUCCCGGGGGAAGGGUGAAUGCCCCUGAUUUGAGCAACAUUGAGAGAUCAUCCAUUAAUAGAUAUGGUUAUAUUGCAAAUUUAUGUGUUCUGAAAUCUUCUCGAAGGAAAGGUGUUGCAAGAAACAUGUUGAAUUUUGCUAUUAGAUUGGCUAAAGAAUAUGGUGCAGAAAAGGUGUUUGUGCAUGUACAUACAAACAAUGGACCUGCACAAAAGCUUUAUCAAAAUGUUGGCUUUCAGGUUGUGGAAGUGAAAAAUCAUAAACUCGCUGAAGAACAACCUCACUUGCUUUUCCUCAGAGCAUGAAACACAUUGAAUGCAAGUCAAAUUUUUUUCUAUUUUUUGGCUGAUAUAUUUGGAGCAUACCCCUUCACAUUCCAUUUUUUCCACGCGUAUAUAUAUAUAUAUAUAUAUAUAUAUAUAUAUAUGCAGUAAUGAAAACUUCAACUAUGAUUAAACAAAUAUCUGAUGUAUUCCUUUAUUCUUAUGAGAGACAGAAAAUAAGAGAGGAAAAAUUCAUUAACAA
Molecule: messenger RNA, 1298 nt
Organism: Solanum lycopersicum (tomato)
Lineage: Eukaryota; Viridiplantae; Streptophyta; Magnoliopsida; Solanales; Solanaceae
Product: GCN5-related N-acetyltransferase 6, chloroplastic-like
Molecular function (GO): acyltransferase activity, transferring groups other than amino-acyl groups
Source: RefSeq, a predicted model, not a curated record